AAUGCAAACCUCUCAAUAAACUCACAUUCAUUGAUUCAUUCAUAGUAGUUGAUUUCAUUCUUUUCCAUUUCUUUUCUACUUGUGAUUAAAACAGGAGUUUUAUUUUUGCACUAAAUCAGAAGCUGCUAAGCAAAUGGGAAGUGAGUACAAUCCAAGCAAACCACCCCACUAUGAUAUUAACUUGUCAAAGAGAACCAGAAAACCAUUGAAUCUCCAUAUGGAAGCCGAUCAGAGCCCCGAGAAGACGAGCUCUUUCUCUCCAGAGAAAGAAAACCCUAAAAAAAGUGACGGUGUCAACGAAGAAGAAGGAGAAGGAGAAGAAAAAGAAGAAGAAGAAGAAGAAGAAGAAAAGUCCAUUAAAGAUCAGAAUGAUCAUCACAAAAGCUUGAAACAGCUGAUCAAAGGGAGGAGUCCACUGGGGCAGCAUUUCACAGAAGAGAAGCAGCAGCAGCAGCAGCUUCAGAUGGUGGUGAAGCAGCAGCAUGAUGAGGACUUGGAUGGAUCAUCAAUGAAGUGCAAAAGACUGGAUGAGUUAGGCCCACCUCAAGAGAGCCCAAACCCAACGAUCAAGGGGCACUUUGUAAUUGUUUUAUCGAGGCAAAGGAAAGAGAUCGACAAGAGUCAAGCCAGAGUCAGUUAUGGGAAGAGCAAACCCAUUGCCAAUUAUGCUAUCCCUCUCUCCGGAGUUUAUAUAUGCCUAUUAUCCUCAAUAAUUAUGGUCUAGAGACAAUGGUAAUAGUUGUUGCCUUUUCAUAGAGGAUUGAACAUAGUGUUGAUUGCCAAGGGAUUUGUAUUUAUUGUUUUAGUCCUUAAUAUUUCAGUUGUUGAUUUGUUCAAUUUGUGUUUAAAUAGUUUCGAAUAUAUGUCCA
Camellia sinensis is the source of this 869-nucleotide messenger RNA. RefSeq lists its product as uncharacterized. Lineage: Eukaryota; Viridiplantae; Streptophyta; Magnoliopsida; Ericales; Theaceae. The record is from RefSeq and is a predicted model, not a curated record.